AUGCUAUGCAGCGUCCUCGCUGGGCGCCCGGCGCACGCGCUCCGGGAGACGAAGUGCAGCGCUGGUGUCAAGGGGUACGAGAUCUUUUCGCCCUCGAAGAUCAAUGUCUUCCUUCGAAUCGUUGGCAAGAGGCCCGACGGGUUCCACGAGCUGGCGUCGCUGUUCCACGUGAUCGACCUCGGCGAGACGCUGACGUUCGAGGACAUGGUCGGCGGUGCGGAGGACGCCCUGACGUGCGACGACCCUGGAGUCCCCACCGACUCCUCCAACCUCGUCCUGCGCGCCAUCGACCUCUACCGGAAAAAAACAGGACACACCAAGAUGUACCGAGCGCACAUCGCGAAGAGGGUGCCCUUCGGUGGGGGUCUCGGCGGCGGCUCGGCGAACGCGUCGACGACGCUGUUCGCGCUGAACGACAUGGCGGGGGGGGGGGUGUCUGAGGCCGACCUGCUGGAGUGGAGCGCGGAGCUCGGCUCGGACUGCCCCGUGUUCUUCUCGAAGGGCGCCGCGUACGUGACGGGCAGGGGGGAGUUCGUCGAGGACGUCCCCUCCCCGUUCGACCCCGCCACGCGCCUGGUGCUGGUCAAACCCCCCGUCGGCCUGUCCACGCCGGAGAUCUUCCGCGCGUUCGACCUCAGCAAGACGUCGCAAGCAGACCCGAAGAAGCUCAUGUCCGAGAUCGCGGCCGCGGGUUGCGCCACCCAGGAGCAGUGCGUCAACGACCUGGAGCUGCCAUCUUUCACCAAGCUGCCGGAGCUGGAACAACUCAAGGAAGCGCUGAGAACGUCAGGCUGCUUCGAGGCCAGCUUCAUGACGGGGAGCGGCUCGACGAUGGUCGGCAUGGGCGGCGCCGGCCCGCUGCCGCCCGUGGUCGAGGAGGCCCGGGCGGCCGGGUCGUUCGUGACGGAGGCUCGCUUCAUCACACGAAAGGAGGGGGAGUGGUUCAAGCCCGCGCAGCGCUGA
Pedinophyceae sp. YPF-701 is the source of this 963-nucleotide messenger RNA. NCBI's taxonomy places the organism in Eukaryota, Viridiplantae, Chlorophyta, Pedinophyceae. The record is from the annotation of a GenBank genome assembly.